AUGGUUACUCUAUCGCCGCCUCUCCACCCUGCCUCCCUGGACAUGGGCACGGCCGCCGAUCCACUUGGAGAAUGUGCAGCCGAGGCAGUGCAACUUGCCGUGGCAGCCUUGAUUCAUAUGCACGGUGCUGGACAUGCUGGGAACGCCGUCGACCCUUCUCAACGCUGCCUUUCGCCAAACAUCUUCCAGGACGACGUGACGCAAGUCUCGGAGGCAUGUUACGAUGGAGAUCCGACAUUGUCCGCGGCCCAGGAGCUGUAUGAUGCAUCAUGGGACAGCCUUAUCCCCCCCGACACUCCUUUCGGCCUCACAGACUUCAUACCAGAUGGGGUGUGUAGCGACAUGGCAUCUUCUGUCAGUAACAUUUGUCUGUGCAACGACGGGUGCGACGCUUGCCUGUGCAACGACGGGUGCGACAUUUGCCUGCGCAGCGGCGGAUGCGACGAUACGGUGUCGCAGGGGGCCUGCUGGGAGCAAAGCAUAGACUUCACCGACUUUACCCCGCCCGAUGUCUGUCUUGCCGAACAGACUCUGGAUCUGGAUCUGGUCAUGGAGCCCUUGGACGCAACGUCCCUAGAGGAGGCGUUUGCUGAGCUUGGCGCAGAACGGCGCCCUGCGCAGGCCUCGAGCUCGUCUGCCUCGCCAACAUUGCCAGUCAGCGCACCGGCGACGUCAGCCGAGCGUGGUCCGCCUGCGCCCCGUUGUCGCUGCCGUCACCGCCGCCAGCGACUCAAGCAAGACGACCGCUACCGACCGAGGGAAGACGACCGCUACCGACUCAAGCAAGACGACCGCUACCGACACAGGGAAGACCUCGCGAGGCACGGCAGCACGACCAAGCCGCAGUGUUGA
This is a messenger RNA of Verticillium nonalfalfae, 852 nucleotides long. RefSeq lists its product as uncharacterized. Bases 1 to 852 code for a protein of 283 amino acids. The transcript has 2 exons. The record is from RefSeq and is a predicted model, not a curated record. NCBI's taxonomy places the organism in Eukaryota, Fungi, Ascomycota, Sordariomycetes, Glomerellales, Plectosphaerellaceae.